This is a messenger RNA of Dinoponera quadriceps, 7188 nucleotides long. RefSeq names its product disco-interacting protein 2 (gene DIP2). Bases 332 to 6931 code for a protein of 2199 amino acids. The transcript has 16 exons. The record is from RefSeq and is a predicted model, not a curated record. NCBI's taxonomy places the organism in Eukaryota, Metazoa, Arthropoda, Insecta, Hymenoptera, Formicidae.
AGCGCGAUCAGGAGGAAAGGAGAGGAAGGAUUCGCGUAGACCUGCUCGUUUCCAUAAAUUCAUGCUUUCGUGGGUUCCUCACGGUUCCCUCGCGAAUCCCUCGAUCAGCCAGAUCCCGAACGCGGCGCAUUCCCUCCCCGAGAGCUCGCUCACGCACACAUACGAGAGAGAGAGAGAGAGAGAGACUGUCCCGGUAACUCGUAACUCUCCCAUGGAGCGAGCUUACCUCAUUGAUCCCGCCGCAGGAUCGGGCCGACCUGCCAUCUCGAAGCAACAUAAAUAAUCCCAUAGCGAUAGUACUUCCGCGUGUCGCGGCCGGUCGCGUUGCCCCAUGAGGCCCCUCUCCUUUGAGAACCUGAAGAGGCUCGUGGGCCGUAAGAAGGACCGCAACGAGCCCUCCUUCAAGCGCAGCGAGUCCUUCAAGAGAAUCUCGAUCAGAAAGAGCUACCUGGACCGCGGCAAACGUCGAAAUCGAAAUCUGCAGAAGAACCAGGAGCAGCAGCAGCAGUCCGCGGCGAGCGGCGCGCCGCAACCGGCGAACGACAAGAUCGCGCGGCAGGUCCCGCAGGUCGAGCAGCAGGAGCCGAAGAAGAGUCAGGAGCGCUCGCUCGGCCGCGACUCCAUCACGUACGACGAGUGGCUGCAAGGGGUCAGCUCCUCCUCCCUCGAGAAGCCCCACGAGGAUCACGCGGAGAUCCCUAAGCGAGGCAAGCCUGUCGUCAGCAGAGUCGCCAAAGCCGCGCCCAAGCACGGCAAUACCGACGCGAACUCGAUCGCCGAGGAUCUGAAGAUCCUCGAGCUCGACGCCUCGCCGAUUCUCACGUCCAAGAGGGCGAAACCAUUCAGGAUCGCCGUGCAGGAUCACGCCCGGGAGGAGGAAAACGGGCAGGACGUUCUCUGGGAGUCGUCGGUCGAGGGUCCGCCUAGCGUCAGCAUCAGCCUCGGCAGGAUAUGGAGGGACGCGGUGCCGGUACCGUCGCCGGCCGCCUAUCCGGCUGCGGAUCCCGCGGUCCAUCACUCCCUGGACAGCGGGCUGAAGGAGAGGAAGCCGCAGCCGACGGUCGCGAGAACGGUCUCCGCGCCGGAGAAGCCGGUCAGCAAGGACUCCUCGUCUCCUUUCGGUUUCUCCCUUAGGAUCGUCAAACUCGCGGAUUUCCGGCCAGGAGUGACGCGAAAUGGCCUGUUCCGCCGCAAGACGCCGAAGCCGUCGCCGAGCGUCAGCAGCGAGGGCUACUUCAAGCGCACCAGCGCGUCCCGACGCUCGAGCUCGCGCCGCUCGCGCGGCAAGAGGACGUCCCAGCACUCGAGGAAGUCGCAGCAGCAGUCCUCUCGCGCCGGCAGCCCGGUCUGGUUCGUCCCGUCGGAGAGACGGCGCUCGAGACGUCAGCGACGGGUCUGGCGGGAGAUCCGCUACUUCCCCGACGACGAGGGGCCGGUCCUCGAGCAGAUCAACGACUGGUCGUCGAACGUCUCGGACGACCAGUUCGACGAUCAGAAGCUGCUGCUGUCGGGCGACUUCAACGAGCGACCGAUCCACGACGACGCCCUGAACUCGAUCGUUUCGUCGUCGCUCGGCUCCUUCUCGGCGACCUCGUCCUCCUCGUCGGCCUGCCCGGUCCCGAAGAUCAGCGACUUCAACGAGGACAAGCUGUUCUCCGAAGAGCUGAGAACCAGCGGCCUCUUGGCGCGUGGAGCUAUAUGGAAGCCCUCGCUGACGACGACGACGACGACGACAAGUGCGGCCGGUUCUGGGAAUUACUUCGCCAGCAGCCAGUUCCUCAGUUUCCUGGCGAAGGACGUUGCCAAGGAGAGGAGCGAGAGCUCCAACACGGGCUACAGGUGUCUCUCGUCGACCGACAGCGAGGACGACGACGUCGAUCGCUUCAGCGAGCGCAGCCGGCGGAACUGCGCCGGCUUCCCGCAGCAGCGCCAGCAUCACCUGAAGAGGCAGAAGUCGGGCAUUCGCAGGAGACCGCUGCGCCGGAAGUCGCAGCUGAAAAGGGCCUCCGGCCAGCCGGUGUUCCUCGUGCGCAAAUGCUCGUCCUUGAGGAAACGUCCUAGGGAUAUUACACAGAAAGGUUAUGAAAAGAAACGGACGCGUCUACUGCAGCAGUAUGCCUCGAAGCAGUUAGGGGCUGCAAAUGCUGGUGGUGGAGGUGGCGGGCUGGAGAGAACGGGUUACGGAAGCGGGGGAGGUAUCGGCGGCGGCGGCGGAGGAGGAGGAGGAGACUGUGGCGAUGGUGGUGGUGGCAGUGGUCGACCGCAGCCACGUGCACGGCGCACGCAACGGCGUGUCACGCACAACGAGAAGCGCUAUCACUCAGGCGGUCGGCUAGUGCCUGGCGGGAUCGCCAGUCCCCCGGGAUCUGGCGGCUCCACAGGGAACACCGGGAACUCGGCGGCGGCGGCGGCCGCGAGACGCGGCAAUCGCAGACUCACGCGCAAUGAGAGCCGAUACCAUUCCGAGGUGCGCCAGGAGGCGGUGCAGCAAGCGCUGGCAGCGAUGCAAGGACGGCCGAAGCCAUCCUUGCCGAUGCCGUCCAAAAGGACCUCCGUGAUGGCCAGGAGCCCCGAUCGGGAGAGACGCGACAGUGGCGAAUCCAGCAGCGACGAGGACAGCGUCGUCACCGAGGAAAGUCCCGGCGCGGGCGGACCUACCGGUACCGGCCUCUCGGACACCAGCAGCACCGGCUCCGCCCGGGACACCCCGCCGCCGCCGAGGCCGCCGGCGAGGAGGCCGCCCGGCAGCGACAUCACGGACAUCGCCGAAUACACGCCGCACGCGUACUGCAACAUCCAGCCGCCGGACGUCACCCACACGAGCAGCACGCCGGUGCAGCAGCAGUCGGCGACCCGGCGGCCCGGCGCCGACCGGGUGAACCGUUAUCACGUGGUCGAGGAUCAGAACAGCACCGGCACCACCGGCCGCUGGAAGGUUUCCGCCAAGAUCCAGCAGCUGUUGAAUACGCUCAAGCGGCCGAAGCGCCGGCCGUUGCCCGAGUUCUACGAGGACGACGACAUCGAGCUGGAGAUCGCGGCGAAUCCGAAGGACCCCAACGCACCGAAACCCGAGGGUGGUUCGAUGACGUCGGCGGUCGGCGAGGCCCUCUCGGUGCCGUCGGGCUUGCCGAGGUCCCUCGAGGCCGCUAUCCAGAGGUAUGGAUCGGCGACGUACAAAGCGCCGGUGGCGACCGUUCUCGACCCCAACGGCAAGCUUUGCGUAACGCUCACGUACGGGAAGCUGCUGAGCCGCUCCCACAAAAUCGCCUAUACACUUCUAAACAAGGCUCUAAGUCGCGGCGGGGACUGCUGUCUGAAACCCGGCGACCGAAUCGCCCUGGUUUACCCGAACAACGACCCGAUCAGUUUUAUGUGCGCCUUCUACGGCUGCUUGCAGGCCGGUAUCGUGCCAGUGCCCAUCGAGGUACCUCUGACCCGUCGCGACGCCGGCUCCCAGCAGAUCGGUUUCCUCCUGGGCAGCUGCGGAAUUCAGGUGGCGUUGACUAGCGAGGCGUGUCUGAAGGGUCUGCCGAAGACGGCGGCCGGUGAGGUGGUGGCCUUCAAGGGCUGGCCGAAGUUGCACUGGUUCGUCACCGAGCAUCUGGGCAAAACGCCGAAGGACUGGCUGCCGCCGCCGCGUCUCACCGACGACACGCCCGCGUACAUCGAGUAUACCACCGACAAGGACGGUUCGGUGAUGGGCGUCACCAUCACCAGAUCGGCGAUGAUGGCCCAUUGUCGCGCCCUGACGCAGGCCUGCGGCUACACCGAGGGCGAGAACGCGGUAUGCGUGUUGGACUUCAAGCGGGAGGUCGGCCUCUGGCACAGUACGCUGACCAGCGUUCUCAACGGUAUGCACGUCAUCUUCAUACCGUACGCCCUGAUGAAGGUCAACCCCGCCAGCUGGAUGCAGAUGAUCACGAAGCAUCGCGCGAGCGUCGCCGUAGUGAAGUCGCGGGAUCUCCAUUGGGGCCUUCUGGCCACCAAGGACCACAAGGACGUCUCUCUGGCGUCGUUGAGGCUGCUGCUGGUCGCGGACGGCGCGAAUCCUUGGUCCCUGUCGUCGUGCGACCAGUUUCUCUCAGUAUUCCAGUCGAAGGGGCUCAGGCCCGACGCCGUCUGUCCGUGCGCCUCCUCCAGCGAGGCCCUGACCGUCUCGGUGAGGAGGCCGGGCCGCGCGGGAGUCAACGCCACCGGUCGCGGGGUCCUCUCCAUGUCCGGCUUGAGCUACGGAGUCGUCAGGGUGGAUCAGGAGAACUCCCUGACGUCGUUGACGCUGCAGGAUUGCGGACAGGUCAUGCCCGGAAGUAUAGUAGUCGUCAUCAAGAUGGAGGGCCAGCCGUUCAUCUGCAAGACGGACGAGGUCGGGGAGAUUUGCGUGCACAGUUCGGCGACCGGCAGCCAAUAUUGGGGCCUGCAAGGACUCACUAACAACACCUUCAAGGUGUCGCCGUUGCAGGCGGACAAUACGUCCCUCGGUGACGUGGAAUACACGCGCUCCGGCCUGCUGGGUUUCCUCGGCCCCGGCGGGCUGGUCUUCGUGUGCGGCUCACGGGACGGCCUGAUGACGGUGACCGGCAGGAAGCACAAUGCCGACGACAUCAUCGCCACGGUGCUGGCGGUCGAGCCGAUGAAGUUCAUCUACCGCGGCAGAAUCGCCGUUUUCAGCGUGAGGGUCCUCCGGGACGAGAGGAUAUGCGUCGUCGCCGAACAGCGGCCGGAUUGUAGCGAGGAAGAGAGCUUCCAGUGGAUGUCCCGGGUGCUGCAGGCGGUCGAUUCGAUUCACGCAGUGGGAAUAUACUGUCUCGCCUUGGUGCCGCCUAACUACCUGCCGAAGACGCCGCUGGGGGGCAUCCAUCUGUCGGAGACGAAACGUCGCUUCCUCGAGGGCGCCCUGCACCCGGCGAACGUGCUGCUCUGUCCCCACACUUGCGUCACCAAUCUACCGAAACCGCGCGAAGUGCAUUCAGCGGGGGAUUCUGUUGCAGAUGUUGGUCCGGCCAGUGUCAUGGUGGGCAACAUCGUCCAGGGUAACAGGCUGGCCUCAGCGCAGGGACGUGACAUGGGCGUCCUCGACGAGGACAGCGACAAUGCCAAAAAGUAUCAGUUUAUCUCUGAGAUCCUACGGUGGCGCGCCGUCAGCACCUCGGACCAUGUGAUAUUUACGUCGUUGAACGCGAAAGGGGCGGUGGCCACCUCGUUGUCCUGCUCGCAGUUGCACAAGAAGGCUGAGAGGAUCGGGAAUCUGCUGCUGGAUCGCGGCAGAGUCAAUACGGGGGACCAUGUGGCCCUCAUUUUCCCACCCGGCACUGAUCUGAUAUGCGCGUUCUACGGCUGCUUGUACGUAGGCGCUGUGCCGGUGACCAUCAGGCCGCCCCAUCCGCAGAAUCUGCAGACGACCCUGCCGACCGUUCGCAUGAUCGUCGACGUCAGCAAGUCCGUUCUCGUGCUGACCAACCAGAACAUCCUGAAGCUGCUGAAAACAAAGGAAGCAAACAACGUGGUCGACGUGAAGAGUUGGCCGAUGAUCCUGGAUAUGGACGACAUGCCAAAGAAGAAGCUGCCGGUGAUGUAUCGGGCGCCCACCGCUGAGAUGCUGGCCUACCUGGACUUCAGUGUCUCGACGACGGGCAUGCUCGCCGGCAUUAAGAUGUCCCACGCCGCGGUCACCUCGCUCUGCCGCGCCAUGAAACUGGCGUGCGAACUCUACCCCUCCAGGCACAUCGCUCUCUGCCUGGAUCCGUACUCGGGGCUCGGCUUCGCCUUGUGGUGCCUCAGCAGUAUUUACAGCGGGCAUCAUUCCAUACUGAUACCGCCCUCCGAGGUGGAGGCCAACCCAGCGCUGUGGUUGUCGGCGGUUAGCCAGUCGAGGGUGCGAGACACGUUUUGCUCGUACGGUGUUAUGGAGCUGUGCACGAAGGGGCUCGGCUCGUCGGUUCACACUCUCAAAGCGCGAGGAGUCAGUCUGGCAUGCGUGAGGACGUGCGUCGUCGUCGCGGAGGAGAGGCCGCGUAUCGCGUUGACGACGAGUUUCAGCAAACUGUUCUCAGCCCUCGGUCUAAGUCCGCGCGCCGUCUCCACUUCGUUCGGCUGCAGAGUGAACACUGCCAUUUGCUUACAGGGUGCAUCCAGUCCGGAGCCGUCGACGGUCUACGUGGACCUUCGGGCGCUGCGCAACGACCGCGUGUCUCUGGUCGAACGCGGCAGUCCGCACUCCCUGUGCCUGAUGGAGUCCGGCAAGCUGCUGCCCGGCGUGAAAGUGAUCAUCGCGAACCCUGAGACCAAAGGUCAGUGCGGUGACUCACACCUCGGCGAGAUCUGGGUGCAAUCGUCGCACAACGCGAGCGGCUACUUCACCAUUUACGGCGACGAGAGCGACUAUGCCGAUCACUUCAACGCCCGGCUGGUCACCGGCAACACGAACGAGGUUUACGCGAGGACCGGUUACCUCGGUUUCCUCAGGAGGACCGAGAGCGUUCAGCAGUCGGUGAUCAGCGACGUGCCCGGCGACACGACGUCCGCCGCUGAGGCCGACCUCGUGCCGAGCGACCCGGAGCUUCACGACGCCGUCUUCGUCGUCGGCGCUCUUGACGAGGCCAUACUGCUGCGGGGUAUGCGCUACCAUCCGAUAGAUAUCGAGAACAGCGUCAUGAGGUGUCACAAGAAAAUUGCGGAGUGCGCCGUGUUCACAUGGACGAACCUCCUGGUGGUGGUGGUGGAGCUGGACGGCAGCGAGAGCGAGGCCCUCGAUCUGGUGGCUCUGGUGACGAGCGCCGUGCUCGAGGAGCACCACCUCGUGGUGGGUGUGGUGGUGGUGGUGGACCCCGGUGUCGUGCCCAUCAAUUCGCGCGGCGAGAAGCAGCGGAUGCAUCUGCGGGACGGCUUCCUGGCGGACCAGCUCGAUCCGAUCUACGUCGCGUACAAUAUGUGAACGGGCUGUUGAAGAUGCGCGCGACAAGGCCAUUCCUUCCGCUCUCCGCUCCCCCCCUCCCCCCUUUACUCCCCGUCGACGGUCCUUAGACGACGACGAUCGAGCAGCUAGAAGCUGGAGCCAUUCGUGAGGAUGAUGAUUCCGUCGGGCACGACAGGACGGAGCGACGAUGACUCCUCGGCGAGAAUUCGAUGCGACUCUUCUGUUUCUCUCGUCGUUGUUCCUCGUUGCUCGCGCAUAUUUCAGCAGGNNNCCCC